UCUCCCGGUUGCUAGGAGACAGGGCUUCCACAGGCGAGGCUGAAGUUCUGCCGCUUCUUUCUCCGCUCCUGCGUCCCCCGGCCCGGCCGCGAUGGCGGACCCCGAGGUUGAGGUCCUGCGCAGCACCUUCCCCUCCUACAUGGCGGAGGGCGAGCGGCUGUACCUGUGCGGGGAGUUCACGAAGGCUGUGCAGAGCUUCAGCAACGCCCUUCACCUGCAGAGUGGAGACAAGAACUGCCUGGUGGCCCGCUCCAAGUGCUACCUGAAGAUGGGAGAUCUGGCACAGUCCCUGAAGGACGCCGAGGCCUCGCUGCAGAGUGACCCGACCUUCUGCAAGGGGAUUCUGCAGAAGGCAGAGACGCUGUACACGAUGGGGGACUUCGAGUUCGCCCUGGUCUUUUAUCACCGAGGCUACAAGCUGCGGCCCGACCGGGAAUUCAAAGUGGGGAUUCAGAAAGCUCAGGAGGCCAUCAACAACUCCGUGGGAAGUCCUUCCUCAAUUAAGCUGGAGAACACGGGGGACCUCGCCUUCCUGAGCAAGCAGGCCGAGGCCAAGAAAGCCCAGCAGCUACAGCAGCCCCAGCCCUCGAGGCCUCGGCUGCACCAGGCGCAGCGGGAGUCCAAGCGGAAGGGCUCGCUCAAGAGCGAGAAGACGGUGCGCCAGCUGCUGGGCGAGCUCUACGUGGACAAGGAGUACCUGGAGAGGCUGCUGUUGGACGAAGAUCUCAUCCGGGGGACCAUCCGAAGCGGUGUGACGGUGGAGGACCUCAUCUUGACGGGCAUCAACUACCUGGACACCCGCAGCAGCUUCUGGCAGCAGCAGAAGCCAAUCUAUGCCCGCGAGCGCGACCGGAAGCUGAUGCGGGACCGCUGGCUGCGCGACCGCGGGCGGACGCCGGCGCAGACGGUGCACUACGUGCUCAAGAGCCUGGAGGACAUCGACAUGCUGCUGAGUAGCGGCAGCGCCGAGAGCAGCCUGCAGAAGGCCGAGAAGGUGCUGAAGAAAGUUCUGGAGUGGGGCCCCGACGACGUACCCAACAGGGACGAGCUGCUGGGCAACCUGUACAGCUGCAUCGGGAAUGCGCAGCUGGAGCUGGGGCAGACGGCAGCCGCGCUGCAGAGCCACCGCCGGGACCUGGACAUCGCCCGGGAGCACGACAUCCCUGAUGCGAAAUCCAGGGCCCUGGACAACAUUGGCAGGGUUUUCGCCCGCACCGGGAAAUUCCAGCAGGCCAUUGACACGUGGGAAGAAAAGAUCCCUCUGGCCAAGACUGCGCUGGAGAAGACCUGGCUGCUGCACGAGAUCGGCCGCUGCUACCUGGAGCUAGACCAGGCCGUGCAGGCCCAGCACUACGGGGAGAAGUCGCUGCAGUUUGCCGAGGAGGAGGGCGACAUCGAAUGGCAGCUGAACGCCAGCGUCCUGGUGGCCCAGGCACAAGUGAAGCUGAGAGACUUCGAGUCGGCCGUGAACAACUUCGAGAAGGCGCUGGAGCGGGCGAAGCUGGUGCACAACCAGGAAGCACAGCAGGCCAUCAUCAGCGCCCUGGAUGACGCGAACAAGGGCAUCAUCGAAGAGCUGAAGAAAACCAGCUACAAGGAGACGUUCAGAGUGGCAGACGAGGUCCUUACGGUGGUCGAGGAGGAGCCGGAGCCGGCCACGAAGGAGCCGAAGCGCACGCGGGAUGCACCCGAGCGGGCGAUGCGACAGUGGGACAGGGAGCCGGGGAGGGGGUCGUCGGACGAGGAGCUCCCGGCGGCCCUGCAGGGAGCGGGGAGAAACACGAGCCGAGGGGGCUCUGCGGAGGAGGAGCAGGUCUCUGUGGGCAGGACGCCGCCGCCUGCGGGACCAGGAGGGACCAGAGAGCUCUACCGGCGGCCCUCGCAGGAGCUGGCGGGCGUCCCGGGACAGCCCCGCCGGGAGGCCCCGAGGGGACCCGGGGGGACGGGGCCCGCGGCCGGUGGCGGAGAGGUGGGCCUGGAGGAGGCCGAGGAAGGCGGCGCCCGCUAGGGGCCUGGGCUCGGACCCGUCCUGCUGCGCUCCCCGAGCCACCGGUUUCCAGGCUGAGGAGCACACAGGGCCGCGUCCGCGGUCACCUCGGCCUCCCCUGUCGCUGGCUGCCCAUUAAAUGUGAUCUUCCGCUUCACAA
This is a messenger RNA of Chinchilla lanigera (long-tailed chinchilla), 2147 nucleotides long. It is a transcript of the gene Odad4, whose product is annotated as tetratricopeptide repeat domain 25. The coding region runs from base 92 to 2008 and encodes 638 amino acids. Gene Ontology annotation, molecular function: protein binding. NCBI's taxonomy places the organism in Eukaryota, Metazoa, Chordata, Mammalia, Rodentia, Chinchillidae. Gene Ontology annotation, cellular component: cytoplasm. The transcript has 12 exons. The record is from RefSeq and is a predicted model, not a curated record.